This is a messenger RNA of Lathyrus oleraceus (garden pea), 2495 nucleotides long. Its product is annotated as putative phospholipid:diacylglycerol acyltransferase 2. NCBI's taxonomy places the organism in Eukaryota, Viridiplantae, Streptophyta, Magnoliopsida, Fabales, Fabaceae. The coding region runs from base 241 to 2157 and encodes 638 amino acids. The record is from RefSeq and is a predicted model, not a curated record. The transcript is spliced from 6 exons. Gene Ontology annotation, biological process: lipid metabolic process.
UUUAUUUUGGUAAAUUAUUAUUGAUGUCGACAUGUUUUUGGUGAAUGUGCUUGAUACUGUGAGGUCGUUUUGGGUCAUACCGGUGGAAAGAUAGAAAAAGGGGUUAAAGAAGGGAUUACACGUGACAACUAAUAAACAAUUGCAUGAAUGUUGCUAAACAAGUGUCAUUGUUGAGAUGAAAAACAAAACCCUAAAGUUCCAUAAAAGACAGUAAAGUAAAAACCCUUGAUCUUACCAACAAUGGAAAAAAAGAUGCAAAGUAAAGUGAAAGAGGGGAAGGAUUGCAUUGAUUACUGUUGUUGGUUGAUUGGGUGUGUGUGUACAGUUUGGUGGCUUUUUUCUUUUUUGUAUCAGUUUUUGCCAGCUACAUUGAUUGGAUUUGAAGUGGUUGAAUCACCUGGGUUGAGGUUGGAUCGUGAAGGGGUUAAAGGUCUUCAUCCUGUUGUUUUGGUGCCUGGGAUUGUGACUGCUGGGUUGGAGCUUUGGGAAGGGAGGCCUUGUGCUGAUGGACUUUUCAGAAAGCCAUUGUGGGGUGCUACUUUGCCUCAAAUACUCAAAAGGCCUUUAUGUUGGUUAGAGCAUCUCUCUCUGCAUAAUGAGACUGGUCUGGACCCUCCAGGAAUUCGAGUCAGGGCAGUACCGGGGCUUGUUGCUGCCGACGAUUUUGCUUCUGGCUAUCACGUUUGGGCAGUCUUAAUUGAAAAUUUGGCAAGAAUUGGUUAUGAAGGGAAGAACUUGCACAUGGCUACAUAUGACUGGAGACUGUCCUUCCAAAACACUGAGAUUCGAGACCAAGCUCUUAGUAGAUUGAAAAGUAUAAUUGAGCUUAUGUUUGUAACAAAUGGCUAUAAGAAAGUGGUAGUUGUGCCUCAAUCUAUGGGGGCUAUUUAUUUCCUUCAUUUCCUAAAAUGGGUUGAGGCACCGCCUCCCAUGGGUGGCGGUGGUGGUCCAGGUUGGUGCGAAAAGCAUAUCAAAGCAAUCAUGAAUAUUAACCCGGCAUUUCUCGGUGUUCCGAAGGCAGUUAGCAAUAUAUUUUCAGCUGAAGGCAGUGAUGCUGCAUUUUUCAGAGCCGUGACUUCUGGCAUUUUAAAUUUUGAUUACCUUGGUCUUCAAACGGUUGAACAUGUCUUGCGGGCAUGUAGAACUUGGGAUUCAAUCAUCUCAUUGAUGCCAAAAGGCGGUGAAACCAUCUGGGGUGACUUGGAUUGGUGUCCUAAAGAAUGUAAUAAAUCUGAAAAGAGGGAACAUAUGAAGAAGCACUUUGUAUAUAACAGUACUUAUAAAUGCGGUGAUAUGCCGAAAGGUCUUCAUGUAAAAGAACAUAUGAAGUAUGGAGGAAUAAACUCUUUUGGCAAGGCCGUCUCAGAGUUACUUGCUUCACUUCUCACUACUCUCGAUUCAGAAUCAGAGGAGAUUUCGUCUGAACAUAGUACUUUUAACUUAUCAUGUGAGGAUGAUCGGACUGAAUGUAAUGAGAUACACCGAGAAAGCAUCCCAAAAGUUGCUAAAAGAAAGGCUAGUAAAGGAAGAACUGAUCUUGAUUUAUACAAUUUUGUGGCUCCAAAAAUGAUGAAGCGUGCUGAGGUUCAUUUCUCUCACGGGAUAGCAGAGAACUUAGAUGAUUCUGAAUACACACAUUAUAAAUACUGGUCUAAUCCACUUGAAACCAUGCUACCUGAUGCUCCGAAUAUGGAAAUAUACUGUCUAUAUGGUGUUGAAAUUCCUACUGAAAAGUCACACGUGCACAAGCCGUCCCCUCCUGACAAGUACAAGCACAUUCCUUUCCCGAAUAAUAGUUCAGCCGAUGAAGGGAAUGGAAGUAAAUUACAAAAUGAUGUUUAUUUAGUGGGUGAUGAUGAGCGUGUGAACAUUCUAAGUUCAGGGUUCAUGUGUGCCAAAGGAUGGCGCAGAAGAACGCGGUUCAAUCCUUCUGGCAUGGCUACAUAUAUACGAGAGUAUCAGCUAAGACAAAGAAGUAGUGUCCUUGAGGGUAGAGGUCUAGAGAGCAGAUCACGUGUUAACAACAUUAUAGGAAACACCGCUUUGAUUCAAGAUGUUUUGCGAGUUGCUGCGGGAGCCGCCGGUGCAAAUAUUGGAGGUGAUAGGAUAUUUUCGGAUAUCAUGAGGAUAUCUGAGAGGAUAAAUCUCAGACUAUGAUUAUGUUCAGCGGUUGGAUUUUCUUGCAUGGUGGUAAGUAAGAGCUGGUGAAGAAAUCUGCAAGAUUAAUGCAGAAGUAGAAUAUGUGCAAAAAAUAUGUAUAUAUUAGUGAAUUUUGAUAACUUAUAAUAGCCAUCAAAAGGAAGUUGAUAAGAUUUCUGACUAUAAUAUAUAAAGUAUAAAUUACACUAAACAAAUUUAGUAGUCAUUAUAUCAUGUAGUUACAAUUGAAGCAAAUCAACCUGAGAUUGGACAUUGUGUAAAUCUCAACAUAGCUAUGUCAUUUGAAUAUUAUACAGGAUUGUGCAUGUAUUAUGAAGGUUACAAUCUUUCUCUCA